Messenger RNA from Microthlaspi erraticum, 1452 nucleotides. The record is from the annotation of a GenBank genome assembly. Lineage: Eukaryota; Viridiplantae; Streptophyta; Magnoliopsida; Brassicales; Brassicaceae.
AUGGGUUGCUUCAGCAGUAAAAGCCUAAAACCAUCAAAGAAGACCAUUCUUGAUAAACCAUUCGAAGACAUCAGAAAGUUUUACAUCCUCGGGGAGAAACUCGGCAAAGGUCAGUUCGGUAUAACCCACAAAUGCGAGGAGAAAUCUACAGGGAAGACUUACGCUUGCAAAUCCAUACUCAAGAAGGAGCUAAAGAGCCAAGAAGAUGAAAACUCUAUCAAGAGAGAGAUUCGGAUCAUGAAGCAUUUAGCUGGACAGCCAAACAUCGUCGAGUUCAAGUGUGCUUACGAGGAUGAAGAUUCAAUACAUCUUGUCAUGGAAUAUUGUGGCGGUGGAGAGUUAUACGACAAGAUCGAGGCUUUGUUCAAAGAUCAAAGCUCUUACUCUGAGAAAGAUGCUGUUGGAAUCAUCAGGCCGAUUGUGAAUGUUGUCAAGGUUUGUCAUUUCAUGGGUGUGAUGCAUUGUGAUCUCAAGCCUGAGAACUUCUUGCUCUCGAGUAACGAUGAGAGUGCUAUGCUCAAAGCAAUCGAUUUUGGGUGUUCUGUUUUCAUUGAAGAAGGAGAAGUUCUCCGAGAAACGGUGGGAAGUGCUUACUACGUUGCUCCUGAAGUGUUAAUGAACAGUUACGGGAAAGAAGCUGACAUUUGGAGUGCAGGGAUUAUUUUGUACAUCCUACUCAGCGGCAAACCUCCGUUUGUGACCGAUACUGAGGAAGAGAUGUUCCAUGAGAUUCAGAAUGCUGAGAUAGAUUUCCAGACCAGUCCAUGGCCUCGUAUAUCGCGCAGCGCGAAAGAUAUUGUCAAGAAGAUGCUUGACAGGAACCCCAAGACACGAAUCUCUGCUGCACAAGUUCUUGGACAUCCUUGGAUCAAAGACGGAGAAGCUUCGGAUAAGCCAAUCGAUGGAGUUGUUUUAUCACGUUUGAAGGAAUUUCGAGAGAUGAACAGCUUCAAGAAGGUAGCUCUAAAGUUUAUUGCAAAGAGUCUAUCAGAAGAAGAAAUCAAAGGUCUCAAAACAAUGUUCACCAACAUAGAUACAGACAAAAAUGGCACAAUCACUCAUGAAGAACUCAAAACCGGGCUAACUAAACUUGGCUCUAAACUCUCUGAAACCGAAGUGAAACAACUCAUUGAAGCAGCUGAUGUGGAUGGUAAUGGAACAAUCGACCUAGACGAGUUUAUCUCAGCGACUAUGCAUAGAUACAAAUUGGAUCGAGAUGAGCAUGUUUACAAAGCAUUCCAACACUUUGACAAAGACAACAACGGGCACAUAACGAGGGAGGAGUUGGAGAUAGCAUUGAAGGAGUAUGGUGUGGAAGAUGAAGGUAGCAUCAAACAAAUUAUAUCAGAAGUCGAUACCAACAAUGAUGGAAGCAUAAACUACGAGGAAUUCGCCACAAUGAUGAGGAAUGGCAGCUCAGAGCCACAAGUGGAAAUUCUUCCGGUCAAUUGA